GUACUAAUCAGUAAGUGAUUGGCAACGAGUUAAGCGAGACAAGUGAUUAAAAAAUGGCAUCCGCGACGACGUCGCACAAUGAGGUUUCGCAACAAUUUUCUGUCAACAAACUUAUUCGCGUUGGUUAUUACGAAUUGGAGAAAACAAUCGGCAAGGGUAAUUUUGCCGUUGUCAAAAUGGCAACCCACGUUGUAACAAAAUCCAAGGUGGCUAUAAAAAUAAUAGAUAAAACGAAAUUGAACGAGGAGAACUUGGCAAAAAUAUUCCGGGAGGUACAUAUAAUGAAAAGGUUGAGGCAUCCGCAUAUUAUCAGAUUAUACCAAGUGAUGGAAACGGAAAAGAUGAUAUAUUUAGUAACGGAAUAUGCUCCGGGAGGUGAAAUAUUUGAUCAUCUCGUAAGGAAUGGAAGAAUGCCGGAGCCAGAAGCCAGGAGAAUAUUUCGUCAAAUUGUUCUUGCUGUCCGUUAUCUACACCAACAAAGAGUGGUACAUCGAGAUCUUAAGGCUGAGAAUUUGUUACUUGAUGCAGACAAUAAUAUUAAACUCGCCGAUUUUGGAUUCAGCAAUGAAUAUACUCCGGGUGUACCGUUGAACACUUGGUGUGGAUCGCCCCCUUACGCGGCCCCAGAAAUUUUCGAGGGAAAACAUUACGACGGGCCGCGUGCCGACGUAUGGAGCCUCGGCGUUGUCCUGUAUGUGUUAGUGUGCGGUGCAUUACCAUUCGACGGUCCUACGAUGCAAUUAUUACGCUCCGUCGUUAUCUCAGGAAAAUUCAGAAUUCCCUUUUUCAUGUCAGCAGAUUGCGAAAAAUUAAUUAGGCAUAUGCUGGUGGUAGAACCGGAAAGACGUUUGAGCAUUUCCCAAAUUUUAGCUCACUCUUGGAUGGGUGGCGAUGGUUUAACGGAACCGGAACCCGGAGGGUGCACUCCUGAAACGGCCGUUCCACUCCAAUUGAAUCAAUUAGUUAUAGAAAAUAUGCUUAGAUUACCUGGGCUUAGUGCUGACACAUUGUUAAAAGCAAUUCAAGGAAAUGCGUUCGAUCAUGUCUCAGCGAUAUAUAAUUUAUUAGUCGAUCGAUUGGAACCGACGAUGUCUGCCUUACCUACCAUACAAAAUAUUCCAGGGGAUUAUAUGCCCGAUGGCGCACAUCAAUUGGAAAAGUUCGGUGAAGCAGAGGCAGAAAGCGAAGAGAGAAGCGGUCUUCAAUUAUCACCCGAUACGCCAUAUCACGCGACCCGAAGGCACACAGUAGGACCCGGUGACACGACGCAUCAACCACCAACGUCAUAUCCGUACGCUUAUAAUCAUACUCCGGGAUAUCAUACGUUGCGGCCCCUUCCAAUAUUACAAUUCAAUAACGACCCCCAAGUUUUGCCGCAUACAAAUUUACCAUUGAAUCUACCGCUGGUUCAACACCAACCACCUCAGAAUUUUCAAAUCAAGGAUCAACAUUUAUUAAAGCCACCACCCGUAAUGGGCGCCACAGGAAGCUUUGGACGAAGAGCCUCCGACGGAGGGGCCAAUCUCCAUGUUUUUUAUCAACAGCACGGUAGUGGUACCAGCGGCGGCAGCGGCAGCGGCAGCGCCGGCGGCGGGGGCGGUGGCGGCGGUGGCAGCGCCGGUGAGAACGGUGGAUGGAGUCAACCUGGUAGCCGUGAACACUUGCAGCCUUUACAACCUGGGAGCCCGUCAUUGGUACAAUGUGCGCAAACGUCGACGGUUACCGUCGGUGGUACUGGAAAUGGAGAUGGUAAUGGGACCGGUGGUAAUGCAAGCGGAACUGGUACAAGCGAUAGAAGACGACGAAGUGGGUUAACUGCCGUCAUGCAAAGACCAGUUAUAAAUCCGGAACUGGUUAUGGAGGUGGAAGCUAGGAUGAACAGAGCUUACCUGCCGUCACGAUUAUUACCGAGUCAUCUUAGAGGGCCGACGCUUCCACACCACAGGAAAACUUCGUUGUAUCACGCUAGUGCUGGAAGUAGAGAUUCGUAUAAAGAGCCAAGCAGUCACGUCGCAACGGAGAGAUACUCGCCGGUCCGUCGUGCCUCGGAAGGAUCAGGUCCUCCGGGUCCUGGUAUACAAGCGCUUCAACAAGAGUACCAACAGUUGCAGAGGUUAGCGUCACCUUCGCACAGUCCGGCCAGUAUACCAGGGUCUCCGGUUCACGAAAGAGGCGUAGCAGCCAUUACGCAAGGUUUGAGCGGUUUGACGACUGCACCCGUACAAGGUAGUAUAGUGCACGGUACUCCUGCGCAAUCACCGGCCACGCCAUUAGAUUUAAGUCCCUUAAGACAUCAUAGAUCACCGGCUACAACGCCUGUCAGUUAUUCGCCUAGCAAUAGUCCUGCUUUGGAUAUGAUUCAAGAAGAGCAUCCUGUAGAAAUACCACGAGCAUCUGCCGUUGGAAGAAACGAAGAAACGAUGCGACAUGAGGGAGAAAAACUUAAAGAAGAACGCAGAGAAUUGGAAGAAAGAAAAAUCAAGAAAAUAACAGAGAAGACAUUGUUUUUUUAUUAUAUAUGGAUAUAUAAUACAUACGUAGAGAAAUGUUGUGCGUCAAUGCUCGAAGAGCGUUCGAUGGUACGUUUCUCAAGUCGCGGCUACAAUCGGCUGAUCCUAAUAAAUUCGAAAUAGAUUUAAAUUAAGUGAUAUUAGCUUAUUUUUGUUUGGCCAGGUGCGAGAUGCGCGCGCAAAAAAAAAUUCUUUUCUUUAAUUUUCUACUUUGUUAAUUCGAAUAUAGAGACAAUUUCUUUUUGUUUUUCUUCGAUACACAAGGAUGAAUUAUUAAUUUUGCUUGAAUCAAUUGCGUGUCUCCGAUAGAAACGGAGCUGAUAUUUACUCUUUGCGGAUCAAUCUGUUGGCCGACGAUUGACAGUUACGAAAAGGAACAGCUUCGAGACAGAGAAUAACUAGCUAUUAGAAAGUAGACUUUCUUGGCGUUGCAACCAUUUUAUGACAUCAUCUUCAUCGUCGUCGCCGUCGCCGUCGCCGUCGUCGUCGUCGUCGUCGUCGUCGUCGUCGUCGUCGUCGUCGUCGUCGUCGUCGUCGUCGUCGUCGUCGUCGUCGUCGUCGUCGUCGUCGUCGUCGUCGUCGUCGUCGUCGUCGUCGUCGUCGUCGUCGUCGUCGUCUUCGUCGUCGUCGUCGUCGUCAUAAAUGGAGAGAAUCAUAUCGAGGAUCGAGGGAAAAGGGAAGGGAUCUUGAACGGAAAGCGGACAGAAAAAGAAGGAAAUGUUACAAAAGUUGUCGUAACUAAAGAAAAAAAAAAAGAAAAAACAAAAAGGGAAAAAGAUAUUUGAACUAGAUUGAUUUUUAAGACGAUUCGUUCCUUUUUUCCUUUUCAUGUAUUAUUGUCGUACUGCUUUAUCGCGAAUCUUUUUUCUUUUUUUUUCUUUUAAGUAAAGAUAAAGAUUUUACAGUCGAAGAAAGGUUCGUAUAUAGAUAUGUAUAUAUACGUAUAUUGAAAUGUCACUUUUAUUUUGCAUAUUAUGUCUCCAUUAUUUUGCGUAGAUAUGUUUUGCAUAUUUCGUUUGACGGACAUUUGCACGAAUAUACCGCAUAUGUCGUGCAUAUGUGACAGCGUAUUUUUAUUUUCGACAUAAUAUGUCACCAAUUUAUCCUCGCUAUCAUCAUUUGUAUAUAAUUAAAUAGGCAUAUCUCUAAACAUUCGUAAUCUAAUCGUCAGACAUGAAAUACAUACAUAUAUAUCUACAAGUAUGUACUAUAUUUGAUCAUUUUCACAGCGAUCGUGGAGCUACGAAAAUUCGAUUCGACGGUCUUCCUUUGAGGGGAGGGCGAGGGGCGACAAAUAAAUAAGAAAGGAAAGAAGAAAGAUAAGAGAGAAAUGAAUUAAACGAAAUUACUAUGUCAAAUGACACAGAAUUUACUAAUACGUACGAUGUUACAGAGUCAAUCGAUAUAUCAUAUUUUGUAUAUUUGACGCGUACAAGACGGAAAAAGAAAGAAAUAAAGAAGGAAAGAAAGAAGGAAAGGAAAAAAGGAUAGACAAGAGACAUUUGCGUGGGUACAUAUUGUAGAUAGGUGUACUACUCGAAAGUGCUUUCAGCUAGCUCGUCGAACUUGUUUUCGUAAAUGUAAAAGUAUCGCGUCAAAAGUACUCGCGUAUUUAAAAUUAUCCUCUUAGCCGCUAUCGAUGUAAGAUAUCUGAAUUUUUGUCGUAUCUCGAUCAAUUUGAUUUUGCUCUAUCGCGAUUGUUGUUCCUUUUUAAACGGUGUUUUAUCGUAUUUAUAUAUACAUAUAUAUGUAUAUGGAAAUUCGAUGCCGAUGCGAGAGAGGAUGAACCUUAUUAUUGUAUAUACACACACACACACACACACACACGCGCGCACGCGCGCGCGCGCGCGCCCGCCCGCACACACACACAUACACGCGCGCACGCACGCACACACAUGUAUAUGUACAUGUAUAUUUAUAUAGCUGUAUAAAUACAUAUAUGCGAGGAUGCGUCUGGAUGUCGUCAUAAGAAAGGAGAGAAUCAUUUGUAAUGUACAUUAUAAAUAUUACUAUGCGGAUAGGUUUACAAGAUAGUAUUUUCUGUUGUCAAUUCUUCAACUAAGACUGUGAUUUUUAAAUAUACUAAUAAUAGAAUAUAAAGUA
Molecule: messenger RNA, 4613 nt
Organism: Vespa velutina
Lineage: Eukaryota; Metazoa; Arthropoda; Insecta; Hymenoptera; Vespidae
Product: serine/threonine-protein kinase SIK3-like
Exons: 13
Coding region: 54-2633 (859 amino acids)
Biological process (GO): protein phosphorylation; microtubule cytoskeleton organization; intracellular signal transduction
Cellular component (GO): cytoplasm
Molecular function (GO): tau-protein kinase activity; ATP binding; protein serine/threonine kinase activity
Source: RefSeq, a predicted model, not a curated record